UCUAAAACGUAUAAUCUAAAAUGUCUGAUCAAAUAAACAGAAACACUGGUGGCGGUCCUUCCAACAACGAUUCCGCAGAUAAAAGCCUUGAUAGAACCAAAACUACACCUGGUCAAAUUAAGGCUAUGAUUGGUUUCUUUGAGAGUAAUCAAGACCUUUUUAAGAUAUAUCUUGGUGGACAAAAGUCGUCCGCUCCUUCAGCUGGUAGUCAGAUAAAAAAAAGAGAGAUCAUUGAGAGAUUGUUCCAGCAACUUCUGGCAGAUAAAGUAAUUCCGUCUUCCUGGAAUUUCAAAUCGGUUGGAAAACGUUUUGAACGCCAACUCGCAAAGUAUCGCGAUGUAGAAAGAGAUAUGAACUCUACCGGUUUUGGCUUGACUACAGAUGACAUUAAACGUGGACUGACCUCCAUCGAGAUCAAGUGUGAACAUUUGUGUGUUGGAUUUUCUCGUUUGGCUUCUCUGCAUGGUGUUAGACCAAACAUAACUCCUUUUUGUGUGGCUUUCCAUGGUGCCCCUGGUGGUACCGAGUACACAUACUCCAACAGAGUAAGGCCAUCAUUAGCUGCAAUUGAGGCACAAACUUUUGCAGUUUUUGGUGGUCAACAAGAAGCGAUUGAAGAGGUCAGUCGAUUGUUGGUUGGAAGUGAUGCAGCUGAAUCUUCAACAAGAUCAUCUGCUUCUCUUUCCUCUGGUGCUCCUUUGGCUGCUGGUGCUCCUUUGGCUGCUGGUGCUCCUUUGGCUGCUGUUGGUUCUCUUUCCUCUGGUGCUCCUUUGGCUGCUGUUGGUUCUCUUUCCUCUGGUGCUCCUUUGGCUGCUGUUGCUUCUCUUUCCUCUGGUGCUCCUUUGGCUGCUGUUGCUUCUCUUUCCUCUGGUGCUCCUUUGGCUGCUGUUGCUUCUCUUUCCUCUGGUGCUCCUUUGGCUGCUGUUGCUUCUCUUUCCUCUGGUGCUCCUUUGGCUGCUGUUGCUUCUCUUUCCUCUGGUGCUCCUUUGGCUGCUGGUGCUUCUCUUUCCUCUGGUGCUCCUUUGGCUGCUAGGUCUUUGUCUGUUGCACCUGUGUCUACUGAGCGUUCUUCCUCUUUCCGUUUUUCUUCUGUUGGGCCAGUCUCAAACGAACCUCUCUCUUUCCCUCGUCCUGCUUUUGCCAUCAAGUCGCACACCAUUAUUUGA
This is a messenger RNA of Mucor mucedo, 1166 nucleotides long. RefSeq lists its product as uncharacterized. The record is from RefSeq and is a predicted model, not a curated record. Bases 21 to 1166 code for a protein of 381 amino acids. The transcript is spliced from 2 exons. Lineage: Eukaryota; Fungi; Mucoromycota; Mucoromycetes; Mucorales; Mucoraceae.